AUGAGCGUUGAAAUUGGUACUAAGGUUGAAGGUGAAAGUCGCAUUUGUCGUUCUCACUUAAGUCCUGAUAAAUUGAUUGAUUCACCCGAAGUUGAAAAAGAAAUCGCAAAAAUUGUUGGAGUUGAAAAAAAAGAAUUGAAAGCUUGGAAGUAUUUUCAAUUAUCCGGUUACAAUUGGUUGACUUAUAACGAUAUAGAUCAAGAAAUCAGAACUAUUGGAGCCGGUCUGAUAAAAUCGGGUUUAAAUAAAGGAUCUAAAAUUACAAUCUUUGCUUCUACAAGUUUUUCACAAAGUAUGACUAUUGUGACUGCAUAUGACACCCUUGAAGAAGAAGGUCUUCUUCAUUCAAUGAACGAAGCAGAAGUUAAUGGAAUGUUUGCUAAGGCAGAUUUACUUCUAAUGGUUGAAAAGUUAGGCAAAGAUCAUUCAAUAAAUCCAAAUUCACCACAACCACAAGACAUAUGUUGUAUUAUGUACACUUCUGGAUUCACUGGUAAUCCAAAAGGUGUCAUGCUAACUCAUGCUAAUCUCGUUGCAGCAAUUCAAGAUGAUGAUUCAUUUCUUGCAUACCUUCCACUUGCUCAUGUUCUUGAAUUCGUUGUGGAACAUGUAUGUAUUUGUUUAAUGACUGGUGUACCAGCAGUGUGGGAAUCGAUUAGGAAAGGCGUUCUUUCAAAAAUUCAUGGAGGCAGUCCAACUUUACAAAAAAUUUUUGAUAUAGCUUUCACACUAAAGAUAAAAGAACAAACUGGUGGAAGAUUGAGAUUCGCGUUGUCACCCAUUUCUAAGGAAACACAGGAAUUUUUAUGUAUAACUUUAUGUCCAAUAUUGCAAGGUUAUGGUAUGACCGAAUCUUGUGGUACGACUACAAUUCUUAUGCCAGAGCAAUUUACUUAUGGCAGUGUUGGAACACCAGUACCUUGUAUAGAAGUAAAAUUAGUUGACGUACCAGAUGCUGAAACAUUUACAGAAGAUGGAUGGCUACAAGCAGGAGACAUUGGAGAAUGGAAACCAAAUGGAAGCCUACCAAUUAUUGACAGAAAGAAAAAUUUAGUGAAAUUAGCAUAUGGUGAAUACAUUGCACUUGAAAAAUUGGAAUCAGUUUACAAAUCAACCUUAUUUGUAUCCAAUAUUUGUGUUUGUGCCAACUCGUAUCAGUCACGCCCUGUAGCUUUAAUUUUUCCUAUUAUAGCACAAAUCAGAAAACUUGCAACAGAAAAAAACAUAGUUGAAACAGAUUUUGAAGAGUUGUGCCGAAAUCAAGAAAUAACCAAUUCGGGACUUUUGACAUCAGCACAAAAAAUUAAACGCAAAGAUCUUCAGCAAAAAUAUCAAGCUGAUAUUGAUAGGAUGUAUGGCAAAAAAUAA
Entrophospora candida is the source of this 1368-nucleotide messenger RNA. The record is from the annotation of a GenBank genome assembly. NCBI's taxonomy places the organism in Eukaryota, Fungi, Glomeromycota, Glomeromycetes, Entrophosporales, Entrophosporaceae.